Molecule: messenger RNA, 5006 nt
Organism: Leucoraja erinaceus (little skate)
Lineage: Eukaryota; Metazoa; Chordata; Chondrichthyes; Rajiformes; Rajidae
Gene: ankmy1
Product: ankyrin repeat and MYND domain containing 1
Exons: 16
Coding region: 469-3522 (1017 amino acids)
Molecular function (GO): protein binding
Source: RefSeq, a predicted model, not a curated record
CUGGACGCCGGGUCACGCACUCCCGCCUGCCCGCCCUGUGUACAUGGCUGCUCCGGACCCCGCAAACCCGGGCACCGCCGGCAGCCCCGGCACCCCGGGCAGUCUGGCCCCGGUGGCAGCCCCGGCACCCCGGGCAAGUCUGGCCCCGGUGGCAGCCCCGGCACCCCGGGCAAGUCUGGCCCCGGUGGCAGCCCAGGCACCCCGGGCAAGUCUGGCCCCGGUGGCAGCCCAGGCACCCCGGGCAAGUCUGGCCCCGGUGGCAGCCCAGGCACCCCGGGCAAGUCUGGCCCCGGUGGUAGCCCCGGCACCCCGGGCAAGUCUGGCCCCGGUGGUAGCCCCGGCACACCGGGCAAGUCUGGUAGCCCCGGCCCCGACCACGGCUCCUCAUCCACCAGCCCCGAUCGCCCGCUGGUGUCGGUGGUCCCGAGCGGUCUGGAGGUCUGGCCACCGCCCGACGUCGGGCUGCAGAUGUGGCCGGACGGCUGGAGGUACCAGGGUGAGUUCCAAGGGAAUUUGAAGCAUGGUGAAGGGAGAUUUGAGUGGAGCAGCCAGGAGUUUUAUGAGGGACAGUUCUACAAAGAUCAUCGGCAUGGACAAGGCUGCUACGUUUGGCCAGAUGGGACCAAAUUCACAGGAGCAUUUUACCUAGAUCGAAAAGAUGGAUACGGCACUUUAGAGAUGAAGGAUGGCUCCAUGUUCCAGGGCCUUUAUAAAGAUGAUGAACGGUUUGGACCUGGCGUGUUCACCUAUCCCAAUGGACGCCAAGAUGUGGGCCUGUGGUAUCAGAAUCAUCUCAUCAGACUUUCUACGGCAGUUGCAGGAGCCUUCUCCGUGAAGGACCACCCAAUGUUUAAUUCUGACAUGGGGAAGCAGGUUGUCACAUUCAGUCCUUACAAGGAGAAGUAUUUGUGGAGAGUUGAUCCCAUGGAAGAUCCCUUCUUUUACCCCUACAAGAAGCUCCUAUUUGAUGACAGCUACACCUUGCCAUCAGAAAUCGGGACGUAUUCCAAUAAUGCUGAUCACUUGCCCCUCACUCGUUCUUAUCGGAGAGAAGGUGACAGACAUUUCUUCCCAGAAGAAGAAUUGGUAGCUGAGGACCAGACAGAGACAAUCAUCGUUAUAAACAAAACUCCUUUGCUGGUUCAAAUGCAGAUGCACAUCCAUAGACAUAGGCACACGCAGACAAAACUCCCGUGGGACGUGGCGGCUGUGAUAGAAGGGAACCGCGAGGGCUUUGGCCCCAAAGGACCGCUUGAGUGCAACUCCGAACAACUGCUGAUGGCAACUGGAGAGGGUGCCGUUGAGAAAGUGCAGGAGAUGCUCAAAACCAAUUUAGUAAGUGCAGAUGUGGCUGAUCGGCACGGGCACACAGCACUAAUUGGAGCCUCGGUUGCUUGUCGCAGUGAUAUAAUCAACAUUCUUCUGGACAACGGAGCAAACGUGAACAAGCUGAAUGAUGAGGGUGUUUCCGCGCUGAACAGCAGCAAGACGCUUUAUUAUCCAGUUGGCAGUUAUAAAUACAAGAAAGUCAGCCCUAAGGCGGAAGUCAAGAAGGAGGAGUGGCAUGCUUCCCGUGUAAGUUCAAUCAGAGUGAUUACCCUGAAAGAAGAUGGUGAAUUGACAGAAGAGGUGAAGAAAGCCAAAAGACUCUCAAUCUAUGACCGCAGAAUCAGGCUGGGCAGCAUAAUCCUCAAGACGUCUCCAUUAGUAAGCAAUAAUGCAGAGGAUGAGAUGGAAGGGUUUGGAGACUCAGGAGAGUAUGAAAGUGAUGUUGAUGAUGAAUCUGGGAGCCUGCAGCCACCGUCAGCAGGGUUUACUGCAAGUGGUGAUCCUGAUUCUGAGGAGAGUGCCCAGAACUUCCAGUUAACAAUUGAUGAGCGUCAAUUGCAACGUGCAGCUGAUCUGCUGAGCAGGAACAAAAAAUUUAAGGAGUCGACUAAGUAUGCAUCUUCAGGAACUAAUGAUGCAAACUUUGAAAAUAUACGGAGAAUAGCAGAGAUGAAAUCAGAACAUCGGAGUAGAAGAAAAAUUACUAAUCUACUUCUUCGUAGAGGGGCAGACCCCAAUAUUUCCUCACAUCCAAUGUCAUCAAUAUUUUUCUCCUUGAUGGCAGUGGACAUCAAGGCAAUAAAAACCUUGCUGGAGAAUGGAGUGAAUCCAAACACCCGACUUCAGACGAUGAAGGAAGGAAUGAAUGGACUGCUCCCACUCCACAUUGCUGCCAAUCUCCCAGGCAAGAGAGGUGUGCAGAUUACAGAGCUCCUGCUGAACGCUGGCGCAAACCCUGAUUUAGGAGCAGAGGACAGCGAUGAGAUCUACGGGCCUGAUCAGAUAUUUGACCCAGAGUUGUCGACCAGGUUUGUUGCGAAAAGCCCCAAUCAGUUAGGUGUCCCGAAGCAUUACCACAGCCCGUCUGAAAUCAUGCCUAAAGUGGGUGGACGAACCGCAUUGCAUAUUGCUUGUCAACGUGAAGAUGACUACAAGCAUGCUCAUCAGAUUGUUCAACAUCUCCUGAAGCACAAGGCAAAUCCCAAUUUAUUAUGGAGUGGCCACUCGCCCUUAUCGUUAGCCAUCGCCAGUGGAAACGAUCUGGCAGUGGACGAGCUGUUGGCCAACGGGGCAGAUCCCAACCUGCCUCUCACCCACGGCUUGGGCAAUGCCCUGAGCGUGGCACUGAGCACCAAAUAUGAGGACAAGAGAAACCUGCAGGGCAGAGUGGAUUUGGUCGCCAAGUUAAUCAAGGCUGGUGCCAAUAUCUUGAUGCCCAUCACAAUUCAAGACAAGACCAAUAAAGCUGUGGGAACAGCUCUAGACUACGGCCACUACAAAUAUUACCAGGAUAAGAGAAUAGCAGAGACGCCCUAUCAUGCACUAUCCAAAGAGGAGCGAGAGGUCUACAACUCCCGACGCUUCCUCCUCAACUUUUUGAGUGAGCCAUUCCGUUCGGCCACCAUCGACAAGGAACGGAAGCGGUUUGACAACAUCAUCCAGCAGAACAUUCGAACCCGGGCACCAGGGACCAUAUCCCAGCUCAGUGAAUCUGAGGCACUAACCUUCGCUGACAUCAGCCUAACAGCACAGAUCAUCUUUGAGCGACACGCUCAGAAGACCGACAAAACUCUGACUUUGACAGUGGUCCCAGAUAAGAAGAGGAAAGUUGAUGACAAACUUUACAGUAGGCAUCUCUUCAAAUUCAAGUUCUGCUACUACUGCGGCCGCUCGGUGGGGGUCCAUCUGACACCUUGCACCCGGUGCAAGGAAGUGUAUUACUGCAGCAAGGCCUGCAAGCUGGCAGCAUGGAACGAGUUUCACAAGGAUGAGUGCUACGUCGUGAAAGGGAGAGGUCGUGGUUCAUCCAGAAAGAAGAAAGGGGGUGAAAAAGAUGGAAUAAAGGGGUCCGAAGAAGAAGAUGAAGACAGAGAGAGAAUCGAAGGGGAGGGAGUAAUUAAGGAUGGAUCACAGGAUUGGAGUAUUUCAACUACACUCUCCUUCAUGGAUAUGGACAACUACAGCUUUAAUUAAAGCUGCUUUCAAUCCGUUGACUUUCUCAGUUUUGUCUUGUAUGCCUUUUAUUGGGGAGGUGCAUUAUUAUAUUAUCACCUCUCUGCUAGAACAGAGAGUUUUUGGCUUAUCUGGUAAUGUUAAGAGGUCUGGGCUAAGAAAUGUAAUUAAAUCAUGUGUACUGCUUUAAGAUAUUUCAACCAAUUAAUUUCAGGCAAUAACCUAAAAGAAUAUUUUUAAUAUUGGAGAAUGCACUAAAACACUACAGGAAUGUUAUCAAACAAAAUUUGACACCAGAAGAACCAAGCAAAUAUUAGGCAGAUAAUAGACACAAAAAGCUGGAGGAACUCAGCGGGGACAGGCAGUAUCUCUGAUUAGAAGUGGGUGCAUUUUGGGUCGAGACCCUUCUUCAGACCAGGCAGAUAAUACUGGCUAAAGUUGGAGAUAUUAUGUAUGGAAGGAGGAGGAGGAUGUUCAAGAGGCCAGAAUUAGAGUUUGGUGAUUGCAGGGGCUGGAGGAGAUAACAGAGUAGACAGCAUUGAGGCUGAAGAGAGAUUUGAAAACAAGAUAGGUUGCUAGGAUUUGAAAAAAUAGCCAUCACUUAACUUUGAACUAAAGUAACCCAGAUAAAUGUGAGGACUGUGUUAACUUAACAGAAGUAUAUGAACAAAAGCUUAAUCAUGGAUUUUAAAUAAUGUAUUGUAAGGAGGCAUGGUCAAGUGCAAUACUUCCAGAGUUUAACACCAGGAGCAGUUGAUUUGGCAAUGAAUAAAAGGCCAGCUUUAAAGGAGUGUAGAAACCUCAGAUAGCUACAAGGAUAUGACAGAGAAAGGUCAUCCCAGAGGUAUAGGAAAACAAGAAAUUAAAAUCAGGCAACUGUUCAGUUGGGAACCACACGGGGUCACAACCCCAGGGUCGGAUGGACAUUGUGGAUGGACCACACGGUCAUUCAAGGUUAACAGGAUUGUGGAUGACCUGAGGUUUACGGAGAUUAGAACAGGGAUGCCUGCAGAGGAAUGUGUUGGAAGAUUUGUGUCCGGGCAUGGCAAAAGCAUGAUUGGGCAUUUCAGGAGCAAUGUACUAGAUGAAUGUUAGGUUCAGGAGAUGCUAUCAUUGUGAGCAUGGUUGGGUUUAAGGAUGGCAAGAUUAAAAGGUCUAAUGCUUAUCCAAAGUUCAGGUAUGCCACCAUUGUUGUCAGCAAUCUGGUUUAAUUUUAGGACAGAUGGCAGAAGGAGACAUGAAACUGGUCGCUGGGGUUCAGAGUUUGUGACAAGGACCAUGGACAGGAAAUGCAUUUAAUCGAUUGAUGUUAUGGGACUAUCGGAGUGUCAGAACAGCAAUCAUAGUGUGUUAUGCAAGUAGUUCUGAGUUAGAAAUGAGGUGGCAGUUGGCAAGAUUAGAUCAGUGGAUGAAGGGUGAUUGUCUGUGGGUCUGAAGGCAGAGGGGAAGGAAACUUGAGAAGAGGGAACCAGUAUUUACACCAACUGACAAGGAACAGGAAGGAA